Lecanosticta acicola is the source of this 1641-nucleotide messenger RNA. The record is from the annotation of a GenBank genome assembly. NCBI's taxonomy places the organism in Eukaryota, Fungi, Ascomycota, Dothideomycetes, Mycosphaerellales, Mycosphaerellaceae.
AUGCGCUUUCAGUGCUUGUUACUUACAGCAACACUCGGCCUUGCUGGGGCGAGGCCGACAUGGAAAACAGCAAACGGCACCGCGCCUUUCGACUUCCCAUCCCUGCUCGAUGUCGACCUUGAGGAUCUGGUCGCCGGGUUGGAAAGAAACUUGUUUACUUCCGUGGAUCUGGUCAAGGCGUAUACAGCCCGGAUACUCGAAGUCAACAGUACUCUCCAUGCCGUCACGGAACUCAAUCCGGAUGCCGAAGCUAUAGCGGCGUCUCUGGACGCCAUGCGAGCGGCCAAUGGAACGAAAGGACCUCUGCACGGAAUACCCAUCCUGAUCAAGAACAACAUUGCGACGGAUGACACGAUGAACAACACAGCUGGCUCGUGGGCUCUUCGCGGCGCCAAAGUCCCACGAGACUCCACUCUAGCAGCGAAACUUCGGAAGGCAGGGGCAAUCAUCCUAGGCAAGACGAACCUCUCCCAGUGGGCCAACUAUCGCUCGGACAAUACGUCCAACGGCUGGUCUGCGUACGGAGGACAGACCUAUGCUGCAUACUAUCCCGGUCAGGACCCUUCAGGCUCUUCCAGCGGCUCAGGUGUCGCCAGCUCUCUCGGCCUUGCAUUAGCCGCGCUGGGCUCCGAGACGUCGGGUUCCAUCUUGAGCCCAAGCGACGUCAACAACUUGGUUGGCAUCAAGCCGACUGUGGGCUUGACUAGCAGGUACCUGGUGAUUCCAAUUUCUGAACACCAGGAUACCGUCGGGCCCAUGGCGAGGUCGGUGAAGGACGCAGCAUACGUGCUGCAGAGCAUUGCUGGGAAGGAUGUGAACGAUAACUACACACUGGCAAUCCCAAACAAUGGCACUCUCCCGGAUUAUGUGGAGGCGUGUCGAUAUGAUGCCUUCAAGGGAGCUCGCAUCGGUGUCGCUCGCAACGUUAUCGAGAUAUUGAGAUCAACUACCGACGCACCUGUCCUCGAAGCCUUUGACGAAGCCGUGGAGCAAAUCAAGGCAGCUGGAGCCACGAUCGUGGACGCCAACUUUACCGCUUUCCAACAGUCGCAGAACGACUCCAGCAGCUCCAUUGUCCUCGAAGCAGACUUCGUGACGAAUCUCGCUACAUAUCUCUCCGAGUUGACAUACAACCCCCACGGCAUCGACGACCUCGCCAAGCUCCGCAACUUCACCCACAGCUUCCCCCCCGAAGACUGGCCGCAAAGGGACACGGAUGUCUGGGACGGCGCUCUGAAUCUGAGCUACACCAACACGGACCCCCGCUUCUGGAAGGCGUACCAGGCCAAUCUCUUCUACGGCGGCGAAGGCGGCAUCCUCGGCGCCCUGAGCCGCACCGACACCCGCGCCGUCCUCCUCCCGACGCAGCUCUCCCCGUCCAUCCCCGCCCUCGUCGGCAGCCCCGUCAUCUCCGUCCCCAUGGGCUUCUACCCGGCGACGUGGAACGUCACCCUGAACGGCUUCGGCAAUCUCGUCGCCACGGGCCCCAACGUGCCCUUUGGCCUGUCCUUUCUCGGGCCCAAAUGGAGCGAGGCGGAUCUCAUUGGCUUUGCGUAUGCGUAUGAGCAGAGGACGAUGCAUCGCGAUGAUGUGCGGCCGUACAUUGUGCCGAAUAUCGAGCUUGCGGAUUUUGUUCGGUGA